GGCCAUUCCAAUUUUAGCAAUCAUUCCACGAAACCACAUUUUGCCGCUAUGGUACCUACCUACAUACAUGCAUGUCCGGAGUAGCGCCGGGGUUAAGAAGCUCAGCUUCCCACAGAAGCCCGUCGGCUCUUUCCAGCUCCUUCUCCGCCUCCACUUGUCAUUUUUUACCAGUCAUAAGUGGGUUAUUACAUCAGCCAUUCCCUCCACUGAGCAUCAAUCAGGCGUCAUUGUCUGCAUUGUACACAAUCUUUUUCUAUAAUAUAACUUGAACAAAUCGUCCAAUUUUAAUCGUCCUUUUUGUCGCUUUUCAUAACCGAUUUACCUGCGAAGCACGCAACAAUGUCCUUCACGAUUACUCUCCGUCAGGGACCUGCGCGCCUGGCAUCCAGGUUGCCAGAGAUCUCCAAAUCCUCUCUUCGAACCGUAGUUCCCGCCCGAGCUUUCCAUCAGUCCGCUACCAGAUCAUCCAACUUCUUCACAUCGCGAACGACGCUCGUAUCAGCGCUGUCGCGAACGACACCGAAAAAUGCAUUCACGAAAUCGUCAAGAACAUACAUACAACAACCUGCUGCCCCCGAGGCCGACUCUGGCUCGACGAUGCGACGAUUGCUAACUGGUGGCGCAAUCUUCGGCGGCACUCUCAUCGCAAUCAACGCCAUUUUCAACCGCGAGACUCGAGAGGAUGGCGGUAUGCCACCAUACGAGCGAUCCUACCUUAAUUCGACCUUCCUUCACACUGGCCUUGGUAUCGGCAUCAUCGGUAUCACGGCGCGGCAGAUGAUUCAGAGCGGUUUCGUUUACAGAAUAAUGGUAACGAACCCGUGGGUUGUGGCUAUUGGAGGUCUGGCUCUCAGCAUUGGCACUAUGCUCGGAACUCGAGCUAUCGAUCCUGAUAACUACGUCCCCAAGUACGCCCUUUGGGUCGCGUUCAAUGCUACCCAGGCUGCCUUCAUCGCCCCUCUUGUCGCUUUCUUACCCGGUCCUCUGAUCGCUCGUGCCGGCCUCUAUACUGUUGCGAUGAUGGGAUCUAUCUCGAUCGUGGGCGCUACCGCUAAGCAAGAGAAGUAUUUGUACAUCGGUGGCCCUCUCCUUGCCGGAGCUGCAAUCGUUGCUGUUUCGGGUCUUGCCCCGCUCGUCCUACCGGUCACGGCCGUCCGAUCACUAGCAAUUUCGGAGAGCAUUUGGCUGUACGGUGGUCUGGCAGUCUUUGGUGGCUUCACGCUAUACGAUGUGCAGAAGAUCCUCUACCACGCCCGCUUGGCUGAACAGGGUAUCAUCAAGAAGGACCCAGUCAACGAAAGCAUUUCGCUCGAGUUGGACUUCUUGAACAUUUUCGUCAGGAUGGUCCAGAUCUUAUUGAUGCAGCAGAAUCGCAGGAAGUAAUCGGAUGGUGAUUAGGAUAAGGACUUAUUAGUAGGGCAGGUUAUCAUGAUAAGAUGAAGAGAAGAGGUUAGGCUUAAGUGCUAGGCUUAAGUAUAAGGCUGAUAAUGCCCAGCUUAAUCUGGCUAUCAGAGGCAGAAUGGAAACUCUCCUCUCUCCUAGCAACGAAAGGAUUGUCUAGGACUAUACAUACAAAAUGUAUAAACUAGCAUAGCCAAAUAAAAAUAGUAAAAUAAUUGGGGAUAGUAUCAUGGGUGA
This is a messenger RNA of Daldinia vernicosa, 1638 nucleotides long. Its product is annotated as inhibitor of apoptosis-promoting Bax1-domain-containing protein. The coding region runs from base 340 to 1383 and encodes 347 amino acids. The record is from RefSeq and is a predicted model, not a curated record. NCBI's taxonomy places the organism in Eukaryota, Fungi, Ascomycota, Sordariomycetes, Xylariales, Hypoxylaceae. The transcript is spliced from 2 exons. Gene Ontology annotation, cellular component: mitochondrial inner membrane.